AAAAUGGAUGGAGGAAAUCAGUCUGUAAUGUCAGAAUUUGUGCUUCUGGGACUUGGCCACUCAUGGGAUAUGCAAGUCUUACUCUUCAUGAUAUUUUUGAUACUUUACCUGAUCAUUGUGUCUGGAAAUGUUGUGAUCAUGACCUUAAUCAUCACUGAUCCUCAUCUGCAUUCCCCCAUGUACUUCUUUCUGGCCAACCUGUCUUUUGUUGAUAUGUGGCUUUCUUCAAACACCACUCCAAAGAUGAUUGCAGACUUUCUCAGGGAGAAGAAGACCAUUUCCUUUGCAGGCUGCAUGUCCCAGAUCUUCUUUUCCCACUUCAUUGCUGGGCUUGAGAUGGUGGUACUGGUGAUAAUGGCCUAUGACCGCUAUGUGGCCAUCUGUAAACCACUGCACUACUCUACCAUUAUGAGCCUGCACAGGUGCAUUGGGCUGGUGGUGACUGCCUGGACUGUGGGCUUUGUGCAUGCCAUGAGUCAGAUUGUUGUGAUUGUGGAGCUGCCAUUUUGUGGCCCUAGGGAAAUAGAUAGCUUUUUCUGCGAUAGACCACUGGUAAUUGAUCUAGCCUGCAUGGAUUCCCAUACGUUGAAAGUUUUAAUGAAUGUUGACUGUGGGGUUGUAGCCAUAACAUGCUUUAUCCUCUUGCUGAUAUCCUAUACAUAUAUUCUUGUUACAGUAUGCCAAAAUUCUAAAACUGGUGCAUCCAAGGCCCUAUCCACCUGCACUGCUCACAUCACUGUGGUGGUACUCUUCUUUGGGCCCUGCAUAUUCAUCUAUGUGUGGCCACUCAACAUCACAUGGAUGGACAAAUUUCUUGCUGUGUUUUACUCCAUUUUUACACCUUUACUCAAUCCAGCCAUUUAUACACUGAGAAAUAAAGAGAUGAAAAAUGCCAUUAAGAGAUUUGGAAACUACUAUGUGGAUUUCAAAGGAAAUAAUUAA
Messenger RNA from Marmota flaviventris (yellow-bellied marmot), 942 nucleotides. Its product is annotated as olfactory receptor 4K3-like. Gene Ontology annotation, biological process: G protein-coupled receptor signaling pathway. Gene Ontology annotation, molecular function: olfactory receptor activity; G protein-coupled receptor activity. NCBI's taxonomy places the organism in Eukaryota, Metazoa, Chordata, Mammalia, Rodentia, Sciuridae. The record is from RefSeq and is a predicted model, not a curated record. Gene Ontology annotation, cellular component: membrane.